AUCGAUCCAAGAGGCGCUGGGUCCUGAAGUGAGAAAGUCUAAGCCGAUAAAUGUUUGUUAAAGUGAAAGUCGUGUUUCUCUUUUUGAAGGUUGUGAUAUUUUGCCGCGAAAAUGACCUUCGCGUUAGCCGGUGACGUCCUCUAUAUCAUCUUGGAUAUCCUUGGCAAUGAGAAGGAUUACAACAGCCUUUUUCAGUGCGCGAUCUCUUCGAGAUGUUUUACAGAGCAUUCCUUGGCUGUGUUAUAUAAGCUGUGUGAUACUUCGCCAGUGAGGGGCGGAGGAACAGAAGACGAGCAAUUCAGGUCCCGGAGAGUGGCCACCACUUGGGCCAGUACCAAGGGCGAACAAGAUCCUGCCAUACAAAAAUGGGCGUUGUUGUGGCGGUCCAUUAUCCUGUCUACUUUGGAUCAGACUUACCUCCCUUACUACAGCUAUAUCCGCUAUCUUGAUCUGGAUGACUUUGGGGACCUUCUCAAGGACCCCGGGUUCACGAAGAAGAUGAAGGAGGAGUUCUUUACUCCGGAGCUCUUCAGUCUUGUCUCCCGCGGCUAUCAAGCCAAGGGGAAUAAGCGACUUCGGUCAUCAACCCUUGCCCCUGAUAAUGAUUGGGUCAUGGUAAAGAUUGGCACAGCAAUCGUCGAGAAAACAAUGUCAAUACGAGGAAUGUCUUGUAACGUUACACCGGAGACCCUUUCGUCAUGGAUCGAAGGGUUGCCCUUGCUGCAGUCUCUGACAAUCUGGUCCGGGGAUGCUCUUAGCCAACAUGCUGGAGACAAACUCCGCAACCACUGUCCUGAUUUUAAACAUCUUACAAUAUAUGGAUGGAAGAAUACCCCACCCAGGAACGCGGAGGCAGAUUCUGAACAGUUCUUGGAUGAACUGCGCCCCAAUACGCUGGAGUACUUUGAGAUACUCAGUUACGCCCAACUAGGUCCUCGUUCCAUCAUAGCCCUAGGCUCACAUCUGAAUUCCCUAUCUGAGCUGAAGUUGGCGAGUCUUACAAUUGAGACAAUCGCAGAGCUGGCCUCACUAACGGCGGCGCCUAUGUUGAGGGUGUUGGUACUGACAGACUCAAUACCGGCCGCACGAGACGAUAACUUUUACGCCGUUAUCACACGAGUCGCUGAAUGGAUAUGCAGUUGCAGAUCAUUGCGGCGCUUGGAGCUCAAGCGAUUCGUCGACGACUCCUUCUUGUUGUCGCGUGUUCUAGCCGAUGAAGGACUUCGUCUAACUACUCUUUCCCUGGCUGGAUAUGCAAUGACUGACAGUCAUGCGUUUCACGAAGCUCUCGCCUGUCAGCAAACCUUGCAAUAUCUUUAUCUUCGCGGUGAAGCGAGUGAAUUCAUGCAAGGCAACGAAUUGCUUGUACAAUCGAUCAGCCAGCUCAACAACCUCCGGGAACUGGAGCUCAAAGACAUAUCUGAUUGCUUUACUGUAGAUCAUGUGAUUGCCAUGACGCCAUAUCUUCCUCAGCUUGAGAGGCUUUGGAUAGGUGGCGAUUUCUUCGAUGAUUGUGCGCUCACUGCGUUCCUGUGUCUGCCAAAGCUCCAAAGUCUUGCGAUCCAUGCCUUUAGCAGAUUCACUGCUGAUGGCAUACUCGCCUUCAUAUCACAGUUGGGCCUCGGAAACAAAGGCUUCAGCUUAACAAUUCUAAAUGCAGUCGACAGCUCGCUCACUGAGGAAGCCCAAAACGUGAUCCGUGAGACUCUGAAGGUAAGUCUAGAUGGGUCAUUCGACUAUGGUCUCGCUCAAGAGGAAUAUAGCGACACGGAUUCAGAUGAGAUGUACGAGUAAAUGUUGGAUAGUAUCUAUUGGAAAGAUUCUUGCUCGUGCCAGUAGCUAUCUAGGAGCAAUGCGACGGUACGAAUUUAGUAUGAUUUUAUCAAGGCCCGGGAAUAUUCAGCUCCGACAGG
This is a messenger RNA of Aspergillus sclerotioniger CBS 115572, 1913 nucleotides long. RefSeq lists its product as uncharacterized. NCBI's taxonomy places the organism in Eukaryota, Fungi, Ascomycota, Eurotiomycetes, Eurotiales, Aspergillaceae. The record is from RefSeq and is a predicted model, not a curated record. The coding region runs from base 112 to 1794 and encodes 560 amino acids. The transcript has 7 exons.